Molecule: messenger RNA, 2352 nt
Organism: Anopheles coustani
Lineage: Eukaryota; Metazoa; Arthropoda; Insecta; Diptera; Culicidae
Product: transient receptor potential cation channel protein painless-like
Exons: 7
Coding region: 1-2352 (783 amino acids)
Molecular function (GO): protein binding
Source: RefSeq, a predicted model, not a curated record
AUGGUAGAUGAGGCACUAAAGAAGCAAAAAAAACUAGAUAGUACGAGUGUCGGUACGAUGGUUGAAAGGGCUGAAGAAUUUGACUUAAACGCAUUGGAACGGGGUGAGAACAUAGACGUCAAUCAUCGGGAAGAUGGAUCCUACUAUUCCAGAUUCGAGAAUGCUUGCAAAUCCCCUGGAGCGGGAAAAGAAAUUAAAUCACUCAUCAGCCGAGGGGCCAAAGUGAACGAGAUGAAUCCAGAAACUGAAGAGUUUCCCAUCCAUCUCGUGGCUCAGAGCGGGGAUCCAUCUAACGUCGCGGCAUUGCUAGAGCAUGGCUCAACGAAAAUCUACAUCGAUCAAGACCAUCAGCACGAUACGGCACUGUUCAUAGUAUUUCGCAGAAUCAACAAGACCAAUUUCGAAUCGCAUUUUGAAUGCAUCAAACAUUUGCUGGCACAUGGUGCCGAUAUUAACAUGACUAACAAAGAUAACAUACCGCCUAUCGCGUGUAGAAGUUUAUCAAGCUUAGAACCGGCUCAACGAAAUCAACUGAUUGCUCAUUGCCGCGACAAGGUAACGUUCUACGCCCGAGGGGACUAUGGUCGGGAAAGGAUGGUGAAAACAUUUGGCGAGAGUCAGUUACCCCCGGGCGGCUGCCCCGAUUAUGGCGCGGAGCCCGUGACCGUUGGUCAGCUGCGUAGCUGGCUGUUCGGUGGAGAGGAGGAUAAAUUUCUGGGCAACUAUCGACAAGCGACUGCUAUCUAUGGCAAUUUUAAAUGUCAGAUAGUGAGAGAAUUUCUUUUGAUCUGCGCUAAGAAAGGAUAUGAGAAGACGAUCACAGAGCUGAUGAAGGAGAAUGUUCACGACGUUGCACAGUAUCGCAGUAAGCUGGUGGAGAAGUGUUCCAUCUAUGGAAACGAUCGCAUCAUAUCACUGCUUACGGUGGACACAGAACCCACUCCUCAAAGUGGAGACUUGCUGCAUUCGAUCAUUCCUCUUAUUACUGAAGACAGUGAUGAAUGUGCUCACUAUCGUUGCGUAAAGGCUAUUCUGAAGAAUCGACUGAUGGAACUCGAUCGCGCGGACGUCAUCGGCAACACUGCUCUACACUACGCUGUAAGGUACAAUCUCAGCAACGUCCAGAAAAUGUUGUUGAAGAGUGGCGCCUACGUCGGUGUAGUGAACAAGUUCGAUGAGCUUCCGAUUGCCGAGAUGGAUCCAACAACGCUGGAAGAUCACCUGGAUAGCUGUGUGACGUGUGAACAGGUCAUCAUCGGCGACAGGCAGUACGAGAUAAACGUUGAUGUGAAGAAUUUUGUUCCACCAAUCCACAAAGUAACCGGUACCAGCAAUGUGCACGCUUCGGAGAAUGAUGAAAUGCGUUGUUGCAUGGUCAACGCUUUCUUGUUCGUACUGUUCGUUUGUAUUUUCUUUCACGAUGUCCUCAUUCUGGUUGGCAACAGGAAGAUGGUAAAAUUCCGCAAAUCGUUGCAAACAGUGUGCCAUGUCUGUUUCAACUUCAUCCUUCUUUGCGCUCCGGUGGCAUUUCCCAGCUGCCUACGUUAUCGAUGGAUACCGGCGUUUAUCAUUCUCUGGCGAGCGACCCAAUGGACUGCGCUGUUGGGAACACUCUCGAUACUUUCGUGGUCCAUAUCGUUGGUCAUGUUUAAGACGGUCGCGAAGAACAUCCUAAAGUUUUUGGCCCUUUACUUCGUGCUGAUCGUUGCUUUUGCAUUGGGUUUUAACAUAUUGUGUUCCCCGAUGGGUUCAAACGUAUCCGUUGCAGAACCUUUAGCACGUAAUGUUUCGUUGAAUUUGACGGAGAAUAGAAACUUCUCGGUGGAUACGAUUGAGUUAGCAGACACGGACGAAGAUUCGAACAAUCUGCUGACCAUUUCAUCUGCUCUGCUGAGCGUUUCAUUGAUGAUUAUGGGUAAUGUGGAGACGGAUGAUAUUCAACCGAACCAACACGUCGGGCGAUACAUUUUCUUCACCGUAUUUCUGUUUGCUAUGCCACUAGUUUUGUUCAUAUUAAUGAAUGCCUUGGCGGUGACCGACACAACGUCCAUCUUAGAGGAGGCUGAAUUGAUUUCCAUCGCCAAAACUGCGUCCGUAAUUCACAAAUACGAACAUUUGGGCAGCUUCUGCAUCGGAGGAAGCUCACCAAUGCUGAAAAUAUUUUCCAACAAUGCCGAGACUCAUUUUUGCCACAUUAAAAUCAAUCGGUACCAAAAGAUGUCAAACCAGCAGACGUGGGCCAGCCUCUCGGAGUUAAUAUUUUGCCAGGAUCUAGUCAGCAAGCGGGACACAAAAGUGAUGCAAAUCUUAUCCAAUUCUAGAAAUCCUACAAAAGGGAAAGCCGAUGAGUAG